GAAAAGAAAGGAAAUCAGAUAUGGGUUCCAAUUCCAAGAGCUUCCUUUUCCUUGCUCUUUUAGCUGCACUUGUUGUGCUUCUCCUUUCCUCGAAAGUGGCAGCCAGAGACCUUGCCGAAGCUACCACCGAAAAGAACCAUGGUACCCAAAAAACCAAAGCUAACCUUGGAGAGUCCAAGUAUGGGUAUUAUGGUAACAGGGGAUACGGAAACAGUGGAAAUGGAUAUCCUACGCGCCCCAUUGGUUAUGGUGGUACAAAUCUUCCGGAUCCCAUUCCUUCUGGUAGCGGAUAUCCUACGUACCCCGGCGGUGGUGGUUAUAAGCCUUGCUACUACCCGCCCUGCUAGACUAUUACACAACCUGCUGCUCCAUGCUCGAAACUCAUGCCUCCUAGUUUAUGGAAUUUGAAUAAAUAAAUUUGUAGAAUAAAAGUUUGUUUCUUGUGCAUUUGGGGCUUAUGUGAUGUUAUGUUUGAUAGAGUAUAAUAAUCUGUUGUUGUUUCUGUUGUAACCGAUCCAGGUCAGUUGAGCCUGGGCUAUUAUAAAUACUUGGGUGUUUGUAUCUGUUUAA
Hibiscus syriacus is the source of this 570-nucleotide messenger RNA. Its product is annotated as glycine-rich cell wall structural protein-like. The coding region runs from base 21 to 347 and encodes 108 amino acids. NCBI's taxonomy places the organism in Eukaryota, Viridiplantae, Streptophyta, Magnoliopsida, Malvales, Malvaceae. The record is from RefSeq and is a predicted model, not a curated record. The transcript is spliced from 2 exons.